AUGGGAGCAUCUGCAGAGCACAAUAUGUUGUUUGCCGUUGUUGCAAUAUAUAUGAAUGGCGCAGGACAUGUUGCGCCGAUGGCGGUUAUGGUUGCGCCUAGCAGGGUAGAUUAUAGUGUAACAAAAGGUGGUGUAAGACUUUGGGCUGUGCUAUUGGUAUUUGUUAUCCUUUGCUCCAGCUUUUAUACCUUAUUUUCAACCGUAGAAUUAGCAGAAGUGGCAUUUGAAAUUGAUGGCGAUGAAAACUUCGAUUAUGAUGGUGAUAUUGAUGAUGACGCAGAUGAGAUGGCGAUACAUAAUCGACGAGCUGAAAAGGAUACCACUCCAUCACGAGAAUAUAUAUCACGAUCUAAAACAUUUGAAGAAAAUCGAAAAGCUCAUCAAUCAAUUCAGGAUGUGCCGGAUUCAACUGAUGAUGAUACAUUAGAUGAUGAGGAAGAAGCGCGUCUGGCCGAUCUUCGAGCAAAAGCUGAACGAAAAAGCAACAAAGUAUUGGAUAAGGUAAUUGAAAAUGUUGAGCAUGAUGUUAGUGACAAUGCUGAUGGCGGCAAUGAUGAAAACGAUGAUAAUGAUGUUGAUAAGAUACCUGAGCCAUCGGAGGAUAGGCAUAUGAAGGAGGAGGAAGAGGAAGAGAAGAAGGAUAAAACAAUCGAGCCAAAACGAGCCAAGGCCCAUCGUAAACGCCCCAAAGUUAUGGAUGAUAAUGAUGAUAAUGAGAAGGAGAAAGAGAAGGAAAGAAAGAUGGCAAAGAAGGUGAAAGAAGAAGAGGAAGAGAGAAAGGAUGAAAGAGAUGGAAAAGAAAUUCAAAUUGACGAUAAUGUGGAAGAUGAAGAAGAAGAAGGUGAAGUGGAGGAUGAAGAAGAAAAGAGUGAAGAAGAAUAUGAUCGAAAGAAGAAAUCGAAAAUUAAGUCAAGAAGAAAGAUUCCAUCUUCUAAUAUGGAAAAAUCGAAAUAUGAAUCUAAACGGAAGAAUUUUCUACCUGAAUAUGAUCAUCACCCACGAAUGUCACUUUUGAAACAAAUACCCGUUUCUAUGUCGAAUCGUAAUAAGCAACAAUUGCCAACUGGUUUCAAGUUAACUGAAGAUGAUAAAGAAAAGGAUGAAAAUGAUGAGGAAGAUGAAGAAAGUGAAGAGGAAGAAAUUGAUGAUACAGUCAUCCAUGAUUUGUCAGCUAUUAAAAAAGAGAAAUUGGAUGAUAGAAUAGUUUAUAAACGUCAUGCUAUAACAAAUCGUGAUGAUCACAAAUACCGAAAUCAAUUGGAUCACGCUGAUUAUCUCGUUGAAAAGCAUGAUUAUCAUUCCGCAAUCGCCAUUUUCAACACUAUUUUACGGGCUAAUCCUAACAGUCCUCGAGCGCAUUUUGGUAUCGCUCGGGCAAAUGAUAUCAGAAGCGAAAUUGAAUCCGAUCAUUCAUUUCUAAAUACAGCGAUUAAUGAAUACCAAGAGGUGCUUGAUAUUGAUGAGACGCCAGAUGCGCUUUUUAAUCAAGCUGCAUAUCGUUUGAUCGAUCGAGCCAGAUUUCGUGGUUUAUUGCAUCGUGUACUACAAGCACAACGUUCUCUGAUCGAUCGAUAUCCGGAUGAUUUACAGCUAUACAAUAAUCAAGGACUAACAUUUCUUAUGAUGGGACGUGAAGAUGAUGCGCGGAAAAUAUUUGAAAAUGUUUUAAAAAUUUCACCAACAAAUGGUAUCGCUCAGGCAUAUUUUGGUUAUAUUUUGAAAUUAAGUGGAGAUUUGGAGAAUGGUGUGCUAUAUAUGCGCAAAGGUUUGCGUGCUGUUCGUGAAGUAAUUGCUGAUCCAAGAUUUUAUUAUCAUUUCGGUGAGGCUCUAACACGACUGGGUAAGAAGGAAGAAUAUUUUAAGGCUUAUCGGGUAUAUAGUAUUGGAGCAAAAGUUGGUCUUUUUCCCUCUCCUUAUCAACGUUCUCUCUACAGUGUCGAAGGUUUAACUGCCCGUCCUUGGUGGUCUAUUGAACAAACUUCUUGCUCAAAACAUUUAAAGAAAAUUGAAAGACAAUGGACAGUAAUUAGAGAAGAAGGGGUAGCAAUAUUGAAUAACAAGCCGUAUUUAUUCGAACCACAACAUAAAGAGCUAAUUGUGGAUGGACAAUGGUCAUCGUAUUCUUUGUAUAGCAGUAAUUCAUGGAAUUCAUCAAAUUGUUUAAAAGCACCAAAAACAUGUGACAUUAUGCGCAUGUUUAAGGAUUCAUCCGAUUGCUUGAAAAGUGAAAUAAAAUUUUCACUUCUAGCAAGUGGUACUCGAAUAUGGCCACAUUGUGGCUAUUCCAAUUAUCGUCUACAAGCUCAUUUGGGUCUUAUAAUAUCAUCUGAAGCAAGAUUGCGAGUAGGACAUGAAGUGCGAGGUUGGAAAACUGGUCGUUUCCUUGUUUUUGAUGAUUCCUUUGAGCAGGAAUUAUGGUUCGAAGGUGCAUCUGCAAAUAAAUAUCGUUUGAUACUCCGAGUGGAUUUAUGGCAUCCUGAAAUGGAUCCAGUGAGAAGAGUGGAAUUUAGAGAUGUUUGA
Molecule: messenger RNA, 2520 nt
Organism: Cercopithifilaria johnstoni
Lineage: Eukaryota; Metazoa; Nematoda; Chromadorea; Rhabditida; Onchocercidae
Source: the annotation of a GenBank genome assembly